ACGCUAAAAGAGCCGUGAGGAGGCGAGAGUGGAUACGGAGGGCCGAUUGUUAGGGCGGGCCGGUUGACGCAUGCGCUGUCGUCGAUAGUCACUGAGGAGAAGAAGCUUCCAGGCCUGAGUCAACAGCUGAGGCGCCGUCAUGGCGGCGCUGUCCCGGAAGCUGCUGUGGCUGCCGCUGUUGGUGGUGCUGACGGAGAGCGGAGCGAUAUGGGGUUGGCAGCAGCACGAAAAAAUCUUGUUGCGAGAUGUUCAAGUCCUGACGCUCUACCCUGGCCAGUACACCAAUUACCGGCGGACGUCUCCAAUCCCCCAGUUGCAGUGCACCGGCGGUACGGCCGGAUGUGCAGCGUACACCCCUGAUGUUGUCCAGUGUUACAAUAAAGGCUGGGAUGGCUAUGACGUACAGUGGGAGUGCAAAGCGCAGAUGGAUAAUUCAUAUCGCUUUGGAAAAAUCGAAGUAAGCUGUGAAGGCUAUGAUUACCCGGAUGACCCUUAUGUGCUAAAGGGUUCAUGUGGCUUGCAGUACACCGUAGAGCUAAAUAAAGGCGGACAGCCUAAAACCAGCUACUUCGGUGGCAAUCACCAUUCCUCAACUGCUCAUGAUUCGAUAACUUCUGGGGCUGGAUUAGUCCUGGUAGUACUAUUUGUGGUCCUUGUGUAUGGUGUUUAUAAGCUGUUCCUCUGCGACAACCGUCCACAACAUGGCUUCUCUUACGGCGAUGGACCAUCAGGAACCUACAGACAGGAUUAUCAGAACCCACCUCCACCGGGAUUUAAAUCAAAUUUCACAGGAGCUGCCAAUGGUUUCACUUCAGAUUCAAAUUCAGGACCAGGUUUCUGGACCGGAUUAGGUGCUGGAGGGCUGCUGGGAUAUCUAGCUGGCAACCGAAGGUCUGCUUCCUAUUCUCCAUACUACAAUACGUGGACUACUCCGACUGCUCCACCCCCUUCAUUUGGCCCUUCCUAUGGCUUUGCAACCCCAAGUUCAGGGACAAAGUCCACCUCUGGUUAUGGAGGUACAAAAAGGAGAUGAAGCUGUCUCCUCACCUGUCUGAGCCACUGAAUAAAAGCAGCGUUCCAGCCGUUUUGAA
Heteronotia binoei (common prickly gecko) is the source of this 1091-nucleotide messenger RNA. RefSeq names its product store-operated calcium entry associated regulatory factor (gene SARAF). The record is from RefSeq and is a predicted model, not a curated record. The transcript is spliced from 6 exons. The coding region runs from base 140 to 1033 and encodes 297 amino acids. NCBI's taxonomy places the organism in Eukaryota, Metazoa, Chordata, Lepidosauria, Squamata, Gekkonidae. Gene Ontology annotation, biological process: regulation of store-operated calcium entry. Gene Ontology annotation, cellular component: endoplasmic reticulum membrane.